Molecule: messenger RNA, 2555 nt
Organism: Caenorhabditis sp. 36 PRJEB53466
Lineage: Eukaryota; Metazoa; Nematoda; Chromadorea; Rhabditida; Rhabditidae
Source: the annotation of a GenBank genome assembly
AUGGGGAGAAAAUCAAGUGCGAUAAAGGCCUCGCAAUCGAAUGGUGUCAGCGGAGGUGUUCGAAGGGCGGAGCAAGCAGCCGAGCGGAACCGCAUCUUCUCGUUGGAAGCCGAAAAUGAGGCGCUGAAAGCUGAAGUAGAUAAUCUCCGGAAUCAGUUGCUGGAAGUCAAACAGGAGCUUCAGCAGGAGAAGAACCACAAACUGUUUUUGCGUGAAAAGCUCACCGACCAGAGACAAGGAGUUUUAUUGCUGCAAGAAAUCACCGAGAAGAAGAACGAGUUGAUUGGAGUUCGUUACCAGCUGAAACAACUGAAGGCUGAACAGACUACCUCCAUUAACAAAGCCAAAGUCGACAUGAAAGCGUCUGUUGAAAAAGUCCACAUGGUGAGGAUUGAGGCCAUGAAAGAGGAAGUCAAUCAUCUGAAGGAGUGUUCCCUGAGCCCCAAAGUCCCUCAGAAACCAUACAACGACUUGAAAACGAAGGAGACGAAAAGACAGCGGUUCCAAACGGUUGCCAAAGCGAUUGAACAGUACGUGGGACCUGAAAAUCUAGAUGUCUUCUUGACGGAUUUCAUCCAGUACAUUGCCUCUAACGAGGCGUACUCGUUCGCCACGACACUCGACGCGUGGGACUCUUUCGUCGCCUCGACACGCUGGAAGUUUUCCGACGGGUUUCUCAAAGACUUCAAGGCUUUCUGUAAAAAGAAGCUAAAAUUCGAUAUCUUCUCUUCUCGGCAGUCAAUUUCGAAGAUUAAGAAGAGAUUUGACCCAGAUGCUGAUUAUUACAUCGUAAUCGAAAGAACGAAGAAGAAGACGAGAUCUGGAAAGGACGUGGUCGUGCCUACCGCUGUUAUUACGGCUCGGGACACGGCGAAUCUUCUUUCUCGGCGCCUCACUACGCACGCUGCACAAAAACGGUCGUCUCAGAUUCGACGAGCCAACAACCAGUGACGAUAUCGUUGUAGGAUUUGGCGGCGACAAAGGUGCUGACUUGACGAAGAUCGUUGGAGUCUUGCAGAACGUCGACAAUCCCAACAAUGCCCACAAUAGUCUUCUUCUUGGAAUGUACUCAGGAAAUGACGACCAUCCAACAUUGAAAGCGAAAGUGGCAGGAGUAUUUGACCAGAUAAACAACCUGAAAACUGUCACUUAUCUGGAGAACGGGAACCCUGUGACUCGGAAAGUUGUGAAAAGAGCGCUCGGAGACUGUAAAUUUCUGUCCGCCGUCUUCAACCACGCUGGCCAGUCGUCCAAAUUUCCUUGUUUUGCCUGCAACGCGAGCUGGUCGAGCCACGGAUCACAUGCAGCAACCCUGGCAACAUUUCCAUUCGAGCUGUCAGGUCCCUUGCGAACACUGGAGCAGCUUCUGAAGGAGGGGUCUCCACUUUUGAAGUUUAAUCCGGAAAUGGCUGGUCCCCCCCAACUUCACGUGUUUCUCGGCAUUGUGCAGUCGUACGUGGUUAACUGGUUGAUUGCCCUCGCCAAUAGAGAAGAUUACGGACCGGAUGUGCUCCCCAUUGAUCUGAAAAAGCAAUGUAAAAUGUUGAAGACGUUGGAGAGAGAAGAACAGUGCUAUGCGUCGCGUGCAGAAGGUCUCCGUUCCGCUGUUGGCAACGCGGAAAAAGUCAUGGAAGUGAUCACGAAAGUGGCUGGAAAUGCAUCCGUUCGCAGAUCAGAGGUUCAUCGUUGUGGAUCAGCUUUCUGUGUCGCCUCGAUAUCGAAGAAAUCCGCAUUUGGAAAGAUCUCUUCUUUCCAGUGCACCACGUGCAACAAGAACAUCCACUGUGUUUGCGGUUUCGCGUUCACUCCGGACGAUGAGCACAAAUCCGCGGAAGGCAAGUAUCGAUGCGUUGAUUGUCGCGUCGGAACCAUGGUCCAUGGACAUCAACCAGAGAAAGGAUCAUUUGCAAGAGCUUCUCGAUUCCCUGAGUGCGCAGUUGGAGAAUGAUGAGGAUGUGCUGCAAGAUGUGAUUUCUGAACGAGAGGAACUGGAUGGAAUGCUGAAGAAAUCGAAUGGCCCAACUAGGAAGCAUCUCGAAGAGGCGUUUCGAUCAAUCGGAUGCGAUCACAGAGUGUGGUACCAAGAGUUGACUGGAAACCAAGUGAGGAAGCUUCUUCGGUCCUCGAGUAUCGACCUGAUUCUCGCUGUUUUCCCUCCAAGCAACGAGAUCGACAUGAUGCGCAAGGUGAUGGGAAAUCUGGAAUUUCUGAUGAGUCAGGCCGACAACAAGAUCAAAUCAGAUGCGGACAUCGAUCGCAUCGAAGGAGUGAUCGAUUUGCUCGUCUCAAACCUGCGCGAUUUGCAACCUGAUGCUUCAGUGACCCCGAAGCUCCAUCUGCUCGCUGCUCAUCUCGUUCCGUACCUCCGCGAGAACAGGAGUUGGGGGAGAAUGACAGAGCAGGGACUGGAGUCCUUGCAUGCCGUUAUCAACACCCUCACGAGUCGUUUCGCUUCCGUCCGGGACGUGAGGCUCCACUUCGUCCUCAUUCUUCAGCAACUGUCGAAUUACAAUCUUCUACACGAUACAGGCAUUUCCUGGCAUCAGUCCGACUAA